Oreochromis aureus is the source of this 1266-nucleotide messenger RNA. RefSeq lists its product as uncharacterized. The transcript is spliced from 3 exons. The annotation marks the transcript as partial. The record is from RefSeq and is a predicted model, not a curated record. Lineage: Eukaryota; Metazoa; Chordata; Actinopteri; Cichliformes; Cichlidae.
AUGGCUUCUAAAGUCACUUCCUCCAACCAUGCAGGCUUUUCUCCGGCACACUCCUCACCUUCUCUCAGCCACUCCUGCCUCGCUGCCCGACUCGCCGGAUGUGUUCUUGCCCGGCCGGUCGGAGCCGGCUACGGGGAAGAAACGUCGAUCGCGCCGCCGGCGCGCCACCCCACAGCCGGACAUUCGGACUUCUACAUCGCCGGCUGUGCUGACUGGCCACCUUCCAGGCCACUGGCCAGGCGACAUCGCCGUCGUGGGCGGCCCCCGGACCGCCUCCACCUGGGUCACCGCCGCUGCCGCCCUCACGGCCCGACCCCUGAACUGUGCCCACGCCGGGCGCCGCUGCCGUCCUCACGGCCGCCCCUGAACUGUCCGGGCUCCUGGGUUGUCGGCCCCGGGCGGCCCCUGACCUGGGUCCACAUCGCCACCGUGGCCUUCCGCACGUCCUGCUCAUUGUGUCAGAUGUUUAGUUACUCCUCGGCCUCCUUUAGCAGUAAUGAUACCUGUAACAAAUGUAGCAUAUUUGCAGCUCUGGAGGCCAGGAUUACUGAAUUGGAGACUCUGCUUCGCACCCUUCAUUCACCCGUAGCUAGCCAGGCCCCUGUAGCUGGUGCAGCCGAAGAUAGCGUAGGCCCCGCUAGCUGUUCCCCGGCAGACCCCAAGCAGCUGGGGAACGAGGGCGGUUGGGUGACGGUGAGGAGGAAGCAUAGUCUUAAACAGAAGCCCCAGGUACACCACCAACCUGUUCAUGUGUCUAACCGUUUUUCCCCACUCGGCGACACACCCGCCGGGGGUCAAACUCUGGUAAUUGGUGAUUCUGUUCUCAGACAUGUGAAGCUAGAGACACCGGCAACCAUAGUCAAUUGUCUUCCAGGGGCCAGAGCAGGCGACAUUGAAGGAAAUUUAAAACUGCUGGCUAAGGGUAAACGUAAAUACAGUAAGAUCAUAAUUCACGUCGGCAGUAAUGACACCCGGUUACGCCAAUCGGAGGUCACUAAAAUCAAUAUUGAAUCGGUGUGUAACUUUGCCAAAACAAUGUCGGACUCUGUAGUUUUCUCUGGUCCCCUCCCCAAUCAGACCAGGAGUGACAUGUUUAGCCGCAUGUUCUCCUUAAAUUGCUGUCUGUCUGAGUGGUGUCCCAGAAACGAUGUGGGCUUCAUAGAUAAUUGGCAAACCUUCUGGAGGAAACCUGGUCUUGUUAGGAGAGACGGCAUCCAUCCCACUUUGGAUGGAGCAGCUCUCAUUUCUAGAAAUAUGGAUCAAUUU